GUAAACUUCCUGUGAGGUGACACGGAUCGUUCGAUGUCGGAUGAUCCUAUCUUACGUACGUGUUCUACCGAUAAAGUCGCCUUUUAAUUCAGAACUGAGUGUCUUCCUCUACCACCAACAUGUCCGCCAAGGCUAUUUAUGAAGCUAAGGGGAAGGAGCUACUGAACAAAUACUUAACUGAUGAGGCUGCUAAAAACAGGUUUGCUGUAGUCACAGAAACUGUCAACUGGGACACACUAACAGCUGACCACCCCUGGCUCCUCACAGAGAAAUUAGUGGUAAAACCUGAUCAGCUGAUCAAGCGCCGAGGAAAGCUUGGUCUAAUAAAAGCUGGGGUGGAUCUAGAGGGAGUCAAGGAGUGGCUGAAAAACAAACUGGGCAGGGAGUUUGAGAUUGGUGCAGCUAAAGGGAAACUAAAGAAUUUUAUCAUUGAGCCUUUCAUUAAACAUGAACAGAAUGAAGAGUUUUACCUGUGUAUAUAUUCCUCCAGAUACUGUGAUACCAUACUGUUUCAUCAUGAAGGGGGGAUAGAUAUUGGGGACGUGGAUGCCAAGGCUGUUAAAUUAGACAUUCCAGUGCUAGAAGAAGUCUCUGAUUCGGACAUUAAAUCCAAACUGUUGUCCAAAGCUCCGGCCUCCGCCCAAGAACCCCUAACAAAAUUCAUCAAAGCUCUCUACACUCAGUACAGGAACUUACAUUUCACAUACUUAGAGAUCAAUCCAUUGGUGUUCACGGGCGGCAGACUCUACAUCCUGGACCUGGCGGCUAAGAUUGACCAGUGUGCCGAGUACCUGUGUAAAUCACUUUGGGGAGACCUGGAAUUUCCUCCACCCUUUGGGAGGGAUGCUCUCCCAGAAGAAGCGUACAUUGCUGAACUAGAUGCAAAGAGUGGGGCAUCUCUAAAACUAACCAUUCUGAACAAAUCCGGCCGAAUCUGGACAAUGGUGGCAGGGGGCGGAGCAUCUGUCAUUUAUGCCGACACAAUCUGUGAUUUGGGAGGGGCCAAAGAUCUUGCUAAUUACGGGGAGUACUCGGGCGCACCUAGUGAACAGCAGACAUAUGAGUACGCAAAGACGAUCCUGUCACUAAUGACAGCAGAGAUCCACCCCGACGGCAAAAUCCUUAUUGUUGGAGGGGGCAUUGCUAACUUCACAAAUGUAGCAGCAACAUUUAAGGGAAUUGUUAGAGGCCUGCGAGAGUACCAGCAGAAGUUGAUUGAAGGCAACGUCAGUGUAUAUGUGAGGAGGGCCGGACCGAACUACCAGGAGGGCCUCCGGAUCAUGAGGGAACUCGGAAACACCCUGGGAAUCCCGAUCCACGUGUUUGGCCCAGAGACCCACAUGACAGCUAUAGUGAGCAUGGCCCUGGGUAAGAGGGAGAUCCCUCACACACCGCGCCCAAUGAACACCACCGCCAACUUCCUGCUGCCGACAGGAGGGGCUUCCCCAGCAACCAGCAGAAGAGGGUCAGUGAACGAACCCUCUUCAAGGUCAGAGGGCAAGGUCACAGUGCCAGAUCAAAGUCAACAGGCCUCCUCCAAGUCUGAGAGAACCCAGACACUGUUUACAGAGAAGACGCAGUGUAUUGUCUGGGGCAUGCAGCAGAGGGCGGUGCAGGGCAUGCUGGACUUUGAUUACGUCUGCUCCCGCCGCGAACCUUCUGUGGUGGCCAUGAUUUAUCCAUUUACAGGAGAUCAUAAGCAAAAGUUUUACUGGGGGCAUAAAGAAAUUCUUGUUCCAGUGUACAAAAACAUGGCUGAUGCCAUGAAGAAGCACCCCCAAGCUGAUGUUCUCAUUAACUUUGCCUCCCUUCGCUCAGCCUUCGAAAGUACCAUGGAAACCAUGACUUACCCACAGAUACGUUCCAUUGCCAUUAUCGCCGAAGGAAUCCCAGAAAACCUAACCAGACAGAUCAUCAAAGAGGCGGACAAGAAAGGCGUAUUUGUCAUUGGACCUGCUACGGUUGGAGGAGUGAAGCCGGGCUGUUUCAAAAUUGGAAACACAGGAGGAAUGUUGGACAACAUCCUGGCAUCUAAGCUCUUCAGGCCCGGGAGUGUGGCAUAUGUCUCACGAUCAGGAGGCAUGUCCAAUGAGUUGAACAACAUCAUAUCACUGAACACAAAUGGAGUGUACGAGGGAAUAGCUAUUGGAGGUGACAGAUACCCCGGUACCACCUUCAUGGACCAUAUACUGAGGUACCAGGACGACCCUAAUGUCAAAAUGAUCAUCUUGCUUGGAGAGGUAGGUGGGACAGAAGAGUACCACCUGGUGAGUGCCAUGAAGAGUGGGCGUGUCAACAAACCGGUGGUGGCCUGGUGUAUCGGAACCUGUGCCAAGAUGUUCACCUCUGAUGUACAGUUUGGCCAUGCAGGGGCGUGUGCAAAUGCAGAAGCUGAAACAGCAUCAGCUAAAAACCAGGCUUUGACUGAUGCUAAAGCCUACGUCCCCAAGAGUUUUGAUGAAUUGGGCACACUAAUCAAGGAUGUGUACGAUAAGCUGGUUGAGAAUGGAACCAUUGUACCAGAGCCUGAACAACCCCCACCCACAGUACCCAUGGACUACACCUGGGCAAGGGAGUUGGGUCUAAUCCGUAAGCCGGCCUCCUUUAUGACCAGUAUCUGUGAUGAGAGAGGACAGGAACUGUUGUAUGCUGGGAUACCGAUUACCGACAUAUUCAAAGAGGACAUGGGAAUCGGGGGCGUGCUAAGUCUGCUGUGGUUCCAGAGAAGGUUACCCAAGUAUGCGACUAAGUUCAUUGAAAUGUGUCUGAUGGUGACAGCUGAUCAUGGUCCAGCAGUCUCGGGGGCACACAACACCAUCGUGUGUGCCAGGGCCGGCAAAGAUCUUGUGUCCUGUCUUGCAUCUGGUCUCCUCACCAUUGGAGACAGGUUUGGGGGUGCCCUGGAUGCUGCAGCUAAACAGUUCUCUGAUGCCUACACCAGUGAUAUGAUCCCCAUGGAGUUUGUCAACAACAUGAGAAAGGAGGGAAAACUCAUCAUGGGCAUAGGUCAUAGGGUCAAAUCUAUCAACAAUCCUGAUAUGAGAGUUGUCAUUCUAAAAGAGUAUGCAAAGAAGAAUUUCCCAGCUACACCGCUAUUAGACUAUGCAAUAGAAGUAGAGAAAAUCACUACAUCCAAGAAACCCAACCUAAUUCUGAAUGUGGAUGGUUUCAUUGGAGUGGCUUUUGUGGAUUUACUCAACAAUUGCGGAUGUUUCACCGGGGAGGAAGCCAGGGAACUGAUAGAUGUAGGUGCCCUCAAUGGACUGUUUGUGCUGGGUCGUAGUAUGGGAUUCAUUGGUCAUUUCCUGGAUCAGAAGAGAUUGAAGCAGGGGCUAUACAGGCAUCCUUGGGACGAUAUCUCGUACAUCAUGCCGGAGACUAUGGGACUAAUGGGAGAAGACACAGACAAAAUCUAAAUACCGCCAACUAUAGUGAAGACUGUCCUCUUACACUGCCAAUCAUAGUGUAGACUGUCUCCUUAUUCUGAGCAAGGCUGGCCUUGAACAAUCCAAGAUAAACGCUUAAGAGACUUAAUACAUGAAUGUAUUAGAUUUUACACAGUGCUAGAUAAAAAAACGCAUCAAUAUUUAGCUAUGUGUACUAUUUAUUGAACUACCGGUAUAAUGAAAUGUUUUAGAUAGAAACACGUCUGUGUUAUAUACUUUUAUGCAAUUGCAAACAGCAUAAUAAUUUAGCUAGAGAAUGGAUGACAAUAUUAGCUUUAUAUGAGUAUGUUGCUUAGUUUGGCUUGUAAAACAGACAAAAAACAAAAGAACUUAGUUGUUAUUAUCUGAUUGACUUCUUCAAUCUUUGAUGUGCAAUAGCUGAUAUUCAGUUACGUACAAAAUGUUACACAAUAUUAAAGACCUGUUGUAAGUUAUAUAAAGUCUGCUGUUCAUCUAUUGAAACUAUUUUGAAAUGUUAUAAGUGAGAAAGAUACCAGUUUUGUGACUAGGUGUGCAUUAUAAGUACCAUAUUUACUUGGUAUGUAUUGUGGCCAUAUACUUUGUGGGUUAUUAGUUUUGCUGAUUUUAAAUGUAUAACAGAUACACACGAUUUUAAUACAUGUAUAUUCUAAGAUCAUUCCUCGACUUGACAACCAUGAUUUUGUUUUCACAUUAGAGAGAUACAUUAAUAGCACUGUUUUUUACAUUACAUGUAUUACCUUUCGUUUAUUGUGCUUACAUUAGCCAUUUUUUUCAUUAUUUAUAACGGACAACAUUGGAUUUAAAAUCCUCGAUGGAUUGUCUCUUGUUAUAAUGAAUAUAGUUAAUUACAUGUACUGGUAUGUAUGCCAACAUCUCUUCUUGUUUGCCAUGAAUUCCCUAGUUGGACGUAGGUGUAGUUUGUAUGUGCUAUUUAAUCAUUUGUUGAUGUUAAUUUGUUAGAAUCUCUACUCAUAUUCACAAAGCAUAUUUUAAAGUUUCAUCCACAUAACAAAAUGUGAUUAUUUCAAUGUUGAUCAAUAACUUUAAAAAGAAAUUGUAAGAAUUAUUCAUGUGAAAUUUGAUUUUCCACACAAGUAUUUCGUCUCUUCUCAUACAAAGCAAUAUGUGAAAGCUUGUCAAAUACUGAAAUGAAUUGGCAUUAUAGUUGUAUGUAGUGGUACAUGUAUCAUUUAUUUUGAUCUGUUUAGUGUCAAAAUAGCACAUCCUCAUAUAUAUUUUUUUUAUUUCAGUUAUGGGUUACAUAUCAAAUAUGUGUAUCUGAGCUUUGGUUUAAAUAGAGCAAGGCAAAAACAAAA
Messenger RNA from Magallana angulata, 4744 nucleotides. Its product is annotated as ATP-citrate synthase-like. Gene Ontology annotation, biological process: tricarboxylic acid cycle; acetyl-CoA biosynthetic process; fatty acid biosynthetic process. Gene Ontology annotation, cellular component: cytosol. The record is from RefSeq and is a predicted model, not a curated record. NCBI's taxonomy places the organism in Eukaryota, Metazoa, Mollusca, Bivalvia, Ostreida, Ostreidae. Gene Ontology annotation, molecular function: ATP citrate synthase activity. The transcript is spliced from 28 exons. The coding region runs from base 120 to 3416 and encodes 1098 amino acids.